AUGGCCGCCACUGCCGCCAAGAAACCCGCUUACGAGUUUACCAUCGAUGACGACGAGCUCAAUGUGAGUUUUAGGAGAAAAAACAUUAAAAAAAAAGCAGAAAAAUGACUGCAGGACGAGGGAAAACAAGAUCAGGCGACAAUGUGCAAUUAUUACAAGGUGAACCUGCCUGCAAGUGCAUCGAUUCUCAGCAAGCAGAUUGCGAAAUCCCAAGCCAAACGAGGUAAAUUCAUUCAAAGUUAUUUUGUCAGUGUCAUGUUGCAUGUGCGCCAAUUGCACAUCUUUGUUGUCUUUCUUUCUUUUUCUGUGAAUUCGUUGUGAUUGCGUUUUGUGGAAUUUCAGCCAAGAAAGACGAGCGAAGCCGUCGUCGCGUGGAUCUUUCGACCGUUCGUGAGCAGGACGAAACAAAGCUCUCCGCUUCGGACGAGCACGCUUCUCCCCUUCCCUCUCGUCUCGACGACGUUCCCUCGGCCCCUCCGUCCCAGUUUGGAGGCCGAUCUAGAAUCGAUUCGGCGCCGAUCGACGUCAAGUUAAAACGGCAGGCGUCUCUUCCAGAAGAGGAGCGAAAAGCGGAGCCGAUGGACGAAGAGGAGGCUCAGCUGCUCGCAAUGCUGCUCAGUGGAAUUGAGCACAAUGGAAACGGUGUGGAGAAUAUUUGGAAGGAGGCGGCGGAUAGAAAGUUCUCGCUCAAUGGAAAUCUUCCGAAUCUUCCAAACCUCUCGAGUCCUCAGAUUCCGCUCACAAUUCCGUCUCCAGGACUUCCCAGAAUGCCUCCGAGUGCGAAAGUUUCCGAAUGGCUUUUGGAGAGGUCUACGUCGCCGGAUAACGUUUCUGUUGUGUCGUCGGUACUUUUGGAGGACGGCGGCUUUCUUGUCAGUUACCCGGGCGAAGAGGACGACGAUGUGGACGUGUUCUUUGAUGCGGAAGAGGAGAGCAAAGUGGAUAUUGUGAAUGGUCUUGAGCAUGAAAUGCAAGGCAAGUCAAGUGCACUUUUUUCGUAGCAUUUUGUGGUAGUCUAGUAGCAUUGGAGAGGAAAUGCAAAGAACAGACUUUAUUCAUUUUCCCAUUCGUCCUCGAUUCUAACGGUCACAUCACAGGAUUGUCGUUGAAUCGAAAUAUCGCGGCGAUGACGCAGUCUAUGGUGCGAGUGGAAGAGGAAACGACGACGGACGGGCCGGGCGGGGAAAUUAUGAACGGAAGAAGCGGAAGAAGCAAUUCUGUGAGCCCCCGACCGACCAACGACCAGUUCAUGAGGAAUUCCAACGGAUCGGCGACUUUUAAUGUUAAACAUUCAGUACGUUUUUCUUGGCAUUCUCUGGAAGCUUUCAACCAACUCAUUAACUACCUAAAUAACUUUAAUUUGAACUGUCUACAGUAAUCCUUUUCACUUUCUGAGUGAUUCUAAUCCUCUAACCCUUCCUUCUCUUUCAGAGCACUUUGGCCCGAGUUCAGAAGUUCACUCCUCCGACUAUCAACGGAAAUAUGACUGUCUCCGCCACCACGACCACCGCGACUCCUCUUUCUUCACGCACCACUCGCAGUGUGCUCCGCGUACACAACGUGAACUCGAUGAACAAUUCGACGCCGCGUCCGAUGCAAGCAAUGACCAUGAGCAAAACGGACGGACGAGUAAACGCUAACACCCCUAACAGAAGAGCAGUUUCUGGAAUCAGACAGGUUCAUAUCUCGACUAAUUGUGGGCUUUAAUGCUAUAAAACAAAUUUCUUACACACGGGAAUCUGUAUUUUUUCAGCCCGAAGCUCUUUCCACGAUCACUCCGCCUCAGAAGACUCAACGUCAACCUCCAACGGUCACGAUCAAUCCUUCGACGCCGUCUCGUCCUGCGUCCGCCGCCUCCUCCGCUGGAAGAUCUUCCGUUCAACCGGCGGCGAAUCUCGAGGGACUCCAAUACUUGAUACACGCGCAGGAAGAGGGUAUGUCCUUCUUUGACGGACAUUCCCAAAUGAAUUGCUUUGUUCAGCCCUUCGACGCGCCGCUCUUGAUGGACAAGCGACGGAGAGGAAACUGUCGUGGCAGAGCGAUCACGAGGCGAAUCGGCAGUCCACUUCCACCCAUUCAUCGCUCGGUUCUUUGUGCUCGAGCAAAUCAAUCGAUGGGGCGCAUGCGCUGAGCAAACUUGGAACUCCUGCAUCGGUUUUGAUUUAUUUAUGUCAAUCAAAAAUCUGAAUUUUCAGCGCAUUCCAACUCCUCGUUCCCGACUUCCUACUCCACGUGGAUCGAAUCUUCCGAAGAGAGUGUAAGUAUUCAGUUUGCCUGAAAGUUUUCGGAAAUCUCUCUAGCAUUGUAAAUAAAAUCAUCCUUUCUAGAUCAAUCGGUGUUCAGACAGGUAACUCGCCGCUACUUUGUGUGCCAUUCCCAUUUUUACACCACAAAAAGAGCACAUGUUCUGAGCAGCUUUCUCACAAGCAGUUUCAAAUUUUCAAUCCUCAUCGGCACGUUUUCAGACAUUCCGUGGCCGCCGCCGUGCGUUUUACGACAUCGAAGCCGGAGUCUGCCGUCGCUACCGGUGCUGACGACGCCGACGAAUGCUUUUGAAGGCACGAAGAAGCCGAGCACCAAACGUGAGUAUUCACAAUUAGUGCACUUGCGCUCUAUUGGCAACUUUCAGCACCCCGUGCAACCGGUCGUCGAAUGGCUCGAAGUCUUCUGGUGACCCCUUCGGUUUCCUACGACUCUCCGGCCAAUUCUCUCGCUUCUUUCCUUCUUGUACCGCCCAAAUAGCAUUGUAAAAGGAAACUCUCUCCUCUGCCUUCCACUUUCGACUUUCGCUUACUUUUCCCCUCAAAUGCAUUUUAUCAGCAGCUUCUGUUCACUUUUUAGGCGAUUCUCUAGGCGCUCUGUCCUCUCCCACCGGUUACUUUCUCCCCACAUCCAGUCAUCAUGACACCAUCUGUCGUUUCGCUUUUUGAAAACUUCUGCUGUUGAACUUUUCGAAAUGAUCCACCGCAUCUACUUAGCCGGUUACGAGUACAAUCUCUCCAAUUUUAAAAGCCGACUUAACCCCCAUUUUAUCCUUUUCUAGAAUCCUGUAAAUAUAAUGAAUCCUUGUGCGUGUCAUGAAACCAAAUAAAUCUAUGAGCUUUUUCUUUAAUUUUAAUGUCCAUGUGUCUAGUUUGCAGUGCAUUUGAUAUUUUGUUCAUACUAACUUUGUACUUCUUCCAUUGACUUACAGACGAAUCGCAUGUUUCAGGUGGAAUCCGAUGGACAAUACACCGCUUCGGCGGACGAAAUCCGCCGAUUUAGAUGAUCCGUUCACACCCAUUCCGCAGAUUUGUAAGCCCUUUCCCGGAUUGCUCUAAACAUUUUUCUUUCCUUUUUCAGCUCGCCUCCGAACCCCGCGAACAUCGCGAGAAUUCAUUUGCCCGCUGCGAAGCAGCCCUUCCGCGACGGAAAACGUGCCCCCGGACAGUCGGAAAGUGUCUCCUGCACGGAAAAGAGGCAUCGAGGACUCGUCGGUGACGCCCCUUCACCGGAAAACCGGACCGCCGCUUCUAAAGAAAAAAAGCUCGAUGAGCUUGCUCGCCGAUGGAUUCCGGACGGCCGCCAGUCUAACGAACGAGGGAGAAUCGGAGCAAGAUCCGUUCGGACUGAACUUUCGGAAUGAGAGCGUGCUCCGGAGUGCCCGGAAGAUUGAAAUGGAAACAAAGAGAAAAGAGGACGAAACAUUUGUGAUAGACCCGAAGAAAUGUUUGCCUGACAAAUAUAUGGAAAUGUACAAAAAGAUGAAGAAAUUAGACAAGUUUUAUGGUAAUUUGGACUUUUUGAUAAAUAAUUUGACUCAAUUUCAUUCAGAUUGGCAGCAAGAAUGUCUGGCAGACGAACGUCUGCUGGCAGGUCAAAACUGCAUUCUCUCCCUGCCAACCGGUGCCGGAAAGACGUUGAUUGCCGAGAUUCUAAUGCUCCGAGAAGCUAUUGUGCACAAGCGGAACGCCAUUUUAGUACUUCCCUACGUGGCAAUUGUUCAGGAAAAGGUUCACCAGGAAUACGGUUCAAAAAAUUAUUGGUUUUUAAAGAUCUCUUCGCUAGCUCCGUUCGAAGAGAAAUUCGGCAUAAACAUCGAGGAGUACGCAUCCAACAAAGGUCGUUUUCCGCCGAUAAAACGACGGAAACGGGUGUCUGUGUACGUGGCGACGAUCGAAAAGGCCAAUAUGCUGAUAAACUCGCUGAUCACGCAAGGACAGAUCGAUCGAAUCGGAUUGGUGGUCGUGGACGAGUUGCACAUGAUCGGAGAUGGCGGAAGAGGCGCCAUUCUGGAGCAGUUGCUCGCAAAGUUUCUGUUCAAAGGCAGCGGCCAAAUUGUGGGCAUGUCGGCCACACUUCCCAACAUUGACGACUUAAAGUCGGCGAUGAGGGCGUUCGUUUACAGCACCAACUUCCGGCCGGUUCGUUUGAAAACUCCGGCUAUUCUCAAAUACUGGUUCUCAUUUCAGGUCGAGCUCACAGAGUUUGUGAAAAUCGGACAAGUGAUGCAUCAGGUGGCCGCCGACGGAGAGCUCAAUCCGGCCGGAGAUUUGCCUCCCAACGUGAGCUCCGAUCUGUAGUACGUAACCAUCCAUCCGUUAAUAUUCCAGCAACUCAAAUCCACGGAUCCGGACGGAAUCUGCCAACUGCUCGUCAAACUGAUCCCCAAAAGCUCGGCCGUCAUUUUCUGUCCGAACAAAAAGAACUGCGAGAACGUGGCGGUGCUGAUAGCUAAGUCGCUUCCGCCGCAGAUCCGUCAGAUGAAACGAGCCGACACCGAAACGUUUUUGCAGUCGUAUUUGGCGGAUAACGACGACGAGCGCAUGGAUUCGGUGCUGAAACAGUGUCUGCUCUCCGGUGUUGCCUAUCAUCAUUCCGGACUAACGCAGGACGAACGCAAGUGCGUUGAGUCAGCUUUUAUGGCGAGAAAAACGAAAUUUUGAGCUUUUAGAAUUAAUUCAUUUCAGGAAGGUCUGAUCUACGUAGUGUGUGCCACCUCCACCCUCGCCGCGGGAGUCAAUCUGCCAGUCCGUCGAGUCAUUAUCAAAGCGCCGAUGGUCGGAAGGGAACGCCUCGGGAAAGCGCAGUACUUGCAGAUGGCCGGAAGAGCGGGAAGAGCUGGAUUCGAUACAAAGGGAGAUUGCAUAACGAUCGUGAAGCCGGGCGAGGAGGAGCGGUGGUUCAGGGCGAUGCUCAAAUCGGAAAUCCCGAGGUGUAUGAGCUCGCUGAGCACCAAGCACGCCAUGUCCUCCUUCAUUCUCGAUAUUGUUUCGUUGAAAGUCGCCAAAAGCAGCGAAGAGAUUCUGACAGCAGUUCGGUAUUCUCUUUUUGCCGCCCAAGAGGCCUUCGAGAAGAUCAAGGAGCUCGUGGACAGAUCCAUAAAGAUCCUUGAAGAGCAAACGUUUAUUGAAAUCGACGAGAUCGGAGCAAUCACGGCGACGGAGCUCGGAAGCGCAGUGUUCAACGCGGGAUUCGCACCUGAAGAAGCCACUCGGCUCCACGAAGAUCUUCUUUCCUCUCUCAAUCAAGGCGUCAUAUUCUCAUCGCAUUUCCAUCUUCUCUUCAUUAUCACUCCGUAUGAGCAAGCAUGCAAUAUAAAUUGGGAUCUCUUCCUUUUGAUGGUAAAUAUUCUGUAUUUUUCUUCAGUUCCACCAAAAAAAUUAUCACUUUCCAGUACAACUCCCUGCCGAAAAGUGAAAAGAAGCUGCUCGGCGAGUGCGGUCUCCAGGAGAAGUUCAUACUCGAAGCCAUCAUCACUCGGGUCGAAUUGACGGCCGGCACUCCGCGAAUGCGUCUCUACAUUGCGCUCAUGCUCCAAAAGAUUUGGAGCCACGAGCCGAUGUUUGCAGUCGCGGAGCGGUUCGGAGUGGAGAAGGGCUGGCUGCAGACGACGUUGCAGUCCUCCAUUUCGCAGGCGGCGUCCAUCGCCAAGUUCUCAGAGAAGAUCAACACAAUGUGGCCGCUUCGGAAGUUGCUCCCCGAGCUUGUUCAACGUCUUUCAGAGGCCGCACAACCAGAACUUCUGCCCUUGAUGCAAGUGGAUGGGGUCAAGAAGGCCCGCGCGGCGGUUCUUUUCAAAGCCGGCUACAAAACUGUCGGAAUGGUAAUCGACUUUGGCUAAUCAAAUCAUCCACAAAACGAAGAUUUUCAGAUUGCCCGAGCGAAUCCCAAUAAAAUUGUGCAAGAGCUCGGCACUAUACGUCUGGCUCAGGCGAAUGCGAUCAUUGCGAGUGCGAAAAUGGUGCUGAGGGAUCAAGUGGACGAAAAGAUGGAAGAGCUAGACGCGUGGGGAGUCGCAGAAGACGAUUUCGCAUUCUAA
Molecule: messenger RNA, 6301 nt
Organism: Caenorhabditis sp. 36 PRJEB53466
Lineage: Eukaryota; Metazoa; Nematoda; Chromadorea; Rhabditida; Rhabditidae
Source: the annotation of a GenBank genome assembly